Molecule: messenger RNA, 1767 nt
Organism: Desarmillaria tabescens
Lineage: Eukaryota; Fungi; Basidiomycota; Agaricomycetes; Agaricales; Physalacriaceae
Product: P-loop containing nucleoside triphosphate hydrolase protein
Exons: 8
Coding region: 1-1767 (588 amino acids)
Biological process (GO): maturation of SSU-rRNA
Molecular function (GO): ATP binding; RNA helicase activity; nucleic acid binding
Source: RefSeq, a predicted model, not a curated record
AUGGAGGCUUUCCAGUUGUUGUCUAGAGGCGGCGCACAGUUCAACAAGAAGCGUUUUCAAAAUGAUGUGCAAAGGUUCAACGUGCGUUUCCUUAAUCUUGCAGAUUCCUCAUGUCGCUCAAUGGUCAAUCAGUCCAAGACAGCAUCCAGUUCUUCAAGGAAAGAAGGAAACUCGCCGCUUCCCACUGAGCUUGAUUUCUUCAAGUAUGCGCAAGGAGGAACCGGAAAGCGCAAGACCAAUGUUGCCUCUGACGGGAGGCAAACCAAGAAGCGGAAAGUUGAAGAUGCCAUUGAGGAAGGCAAUGACGACGAAGAGCCUACGCAACCCAGCAAUGUCUCGAAAUCACCAAUACAUCGGCAUCGUGUUACAAGCAAAGGAGAAGAUGUACCAGAGCCUGCCGAUAGCUUCGAACAACUGGCAGAACGCUACAAUAUACCUUCCCUUCUUGAGGUCAAUCUGACAAAAAGUGGUUUUAUAGAGCCCACUGGUAUACAAGCUCACGGAAUGCCAAUAUUACUCGAGUCUCGAGAUCUUGCUGCCAUAUCGCCGACCGGAACCGGAAAAACAUUAUCAUACCUUCUCCCUGUGAUAUCCUCUCUUGGUGCACCAAUAUCUGCUACGGAAAAUGAAGAAUAUGGUUUCGGAGUCAGAGCUGUUGUUCUUGCUCCGACAAAAGAAUUAGCGCAUCAGAUUCACAACGAAUGCCUGAAGUUAUGCCAUGGACGAAAAUGGCGAGUCAUCCUGUUCAGCAAAGCAACCGCGAACACGCUAUCCGACAAGCGCGCUAGGGACAAAGUCGAUAUCAUCAUUAGUACCCCAUUACGAUUGGUAUCCUCCCUGAAAUCUGGAAGCAUGGAGCUAAACAAUGUCCGUUUUCUUAUUCUCGACGAAGCCGAUCGAAUGCUAGAUGCAGAGUUUUUGCCGCAAAUUCAAGAAAUUGUCGCCGCUUGUACUCACUCAAACUUGCAAAAGGCAGUCUUUAGUGCGACGCUUCCUGCUGGUGCUGAAAAAACCGCCAUGGAAAUGCUUCACAACCCCGUCAGGAUAGUCGUGGGUCUUAAGGACACGCCACUUCCUCUAAUUGCACAAUCUCUCACAUACGUUGCCGAUGAUCCCUCCAAGCUACCCAGUCUUCUAACCUAUCUUGCUCAACCAUACAACCCUCCCGUUUUGAUCUUUACGUCGACACAGCCCCGAGCGACUUCACUUGCAGAAGAACUAGUCCUCAAUAGUGUACCAAACGUCGACUGUCUUCAUGCCGGAAUGUCAGACAAGGAGCGUGAAGAUGCCAUCACCCGUAUGCGGCAAGGCCAAAGCUGGGUAAUGGUAUCGACCGAAGUCAUGGCCCGUGGAAUGGACUUCAAAGGAGUUCGUGAAGUCAUCAACUACGAUUUUCCUACCAGUGUGCAGAGUUAUAUACAUCGGAUAGGUCGAACUGGACGAGCUGGCAGAGAAGGGAAAGCGGUAACCUUCUUCACUGACGAAGAUGCGCCGUAUCUAAAAUCUAUUGCAAACGUAUUAUUGCAAUCUGGUUCUCCAGUGCCAGAGUGGAUAACGAAACUACCUAAACCUUCCAAGCUCAAGCGAAGGCAGAUGGGAAAAGUGGCGCGGGCUGAAGUGGUCAACGCGGCUCGUAGAAUAGGCCGCCAAGCCGCGAUCAAGAAAAGGGAUAUGAUUGCCGGAUCCAAGAGACGGAAAGCGAAAACCGAGGCAGAGGCAAGAGACAAAGGUUCUAAGGAAGGCGGCGGAGAUACGUCAGAUGAAUAA